Tyto alba (common barn owl) is the source of this 7116-nucleotide messenger RNA. RefSeq names its product otoferlin (gene OTOF). Gene Ontology annotation, molecular function: AP-2 adaptor complex binding; calcium ion binding. Gene Ontology annotation, biological process: synaptic vesicle priming; plasma membrane organization. The transcript is spliced from 46 exons. The record is from RefSeq and is a predicted model, not a curated record. Gene Ontology annotation, cellular component: synaptic vesicle membrane; presynaptic active zone membrane. NCBI's taxonomy places the organism in Eukaryota, Metazoa, Chordata, Aves, Strigiformes, Tytonidae. The coding region runs from base 34 to 6093 and encodes 2019 amino acids.
CAUCGCUCCGCGCCCCGCGCAUCGCCCCGCACCAUGGCUCUGCUGCUGCACCUCCGCACCGUCUCCGGCCUCCGCGGCAAAGCCGAUCGCAUCGCCAAAGCGGCUUUCCGAGGGCUCUCCUUCUACACCCGAGUGCUUGAAAACUGCGAGGACGAGGCCAGGUUUGACGAGACCUUCCGCUGGCCGGUGGCAAGCAAUAUCGACGGGAAUGAGAUCCUGGAGAUCCAGGUGUUCAACUACAGCAAAGUCUUCUCCAACAGGCUCAUUGGCACUUUCCAGAUGGUCCUGCAAAAGGUGGUGGAGGAAGGGCAGGUGGAGGUGACAGACACGCUCAUAGACGACAAUAACUCAGCCAUUCAGACCAGCAUCUCCAUAGAGAUCAGGUACCAGGCUCUGGACGGGACAGUGGGCACGUGGAAUGACAAGGAGUUCCUGGAGACCCCCAGCGUCCACUCAGAGGGGGAUGGCAGGUACCCCUUAGAGACAGACAGUCUCCUCUCCAGCCACCGGCAGGGCUUGGACAUCUCUCCAGGCAAAUCCAACCAGCAGUCCGCGGAGAGGAGCUUCAGAAGAGCUGGGAAAGGAGUUUUUUCAGCCAUGAAGCUUGGCAAGACGCGCCCGACAAAGGAUGACCAUCGGAAGCAAGAUGAACCUGCUGUUUUGGAGGCAGAAGACCUGGACCAAAAAGCCAUGAGACUGGGAGGAGGACUGGAGCCGGACACCAUCUCCUUGGCCUCUGUCACAGCUGUCACCACCAAUGUCUCGAAUAAGAGGUCCAAGCCUGACAUCAAAAUGGAGCCGAGUGCUGGGAGGCCAAUGGACUACCAGGUCAGCAUCACCGUCAUCGAGGCCCGGCAGCUGGUCGGGCUCAACAUGGACCCCAUGGUCUGCGUGGAGGUCGGAGAGGAAAAAAAAUACACGUCCAUGAAGGAAUCGACCACUUGUCCCUACUACAAUGAGUACUUCGUCUUCGAUUUCCACGUCCCCCCGGAUGUCAUGUUUGACAAGAUCAUCAAGCUGUCCGUGAUCCACUCAAAAAACCUCUUGCGCAGUGGGACUUUGGUAGGCUCCUUCAAGAUGGACGUUGGAACCGUUUAUACCCAACCUGAGCACCAGUUCUACCACAAAUGGGCCAUCCUUUCCGACCCCGAGGAUCUCACUGCUGGACUGAAAGGCUACCUGAAGUGUGACAUCGCUGUGGUAGGAAAAGGGGACAACAUCAAGACACCACACAAAUCCAAUGAGACAGAAGAGGAAGAUAUUGAAGGGAACCUCCUCCUCCCGGAUGGGGUCCCUGCAGAGAGGCAGUGGGCUCGUUUCUACAUCAAGAUCUAUCGAGCGGAGGGAUUGCCCCGUAUGAACACCAGCAUCAUGGCCAACGUGAAGAAGGCUUUCAUCGGGGACAACAAGGACUUGGUAGACCCCUACGUGCAAGUGCUCUUUGCAGGGCAGAAGGGGAAGACAUCCAUACAAAAAAGCAGCUAUGAGCCUCUCUGGAACGAGCAAAUAAUCUUCACAGAAAUGUUCCCCCCAUUGUGCAAGCGGAUAAAGAUCCAGAUCCGAGACUCGGACAAAGUCAAUGAUGUGGCCAUCGGUACCCAUUUCAUUGAUUUGCGGAAGAUCUCUAACGAAGGAGACAAAGGCUUCCUGCCCACCUUUGGCCCCGCGUGGGUGAACAUGUACGGCUCCACGCGGAGCUACACCCUGAUGGACGAGCACCAAGAGCUGAACGAGGGUCUGGGCGAAGGCGUCUCCUUCCGGGCCAGGCUUUUGAUCAGUCUUGGCGUGGAGAUCUUGGACACCAGCAACCCAGAGAUCAACAGCUCCACCGAGGUGCAAGUCGAGCAGGCCUCAUCUAUUGUUGACAACUGCGCAGGGAAGAUGGAGGAGUUCUUUCUCUUUGGAGCCUUCCUGGAAGCUACCAUGAUCGACAGGAAGAUCGGUGACAAACCCAUCAACUUCGAGGUCACAAUAGGUAACUAUGGGAACCAGGCCGAUGGCGUGACCAAACCCGUCCUGCGAAAGAAGAAAGAGGGAGGAGACGGGGAUGAGGAGGAGUCUGAGCUGCUCCAGAACUCGAGCGAGGAUGAAGGCGAUGAGGAUGGAGAGCUGGUCUCUGUUUCUUCAUCUCAACCCGUGAAGCCCCUGGUCACAGACAGGAACUACUUCCACCUGCCGUACUUUGAGAAGAAGCCCUGCAUCUACAUCAAGAGCUGGUGGCAGGACCAGCGCCGCAGAUUGUAUAACUCCAACAUCAUGGACAAGAUUGCAGACAAGCUGGAGGAAGGGCUCAACGACGUGCAGGAAAUGAUCAAGACGGAGAAACCGCACCCGGAGCGCCGGCUCCGAGGGGUCCUGGAGGAGCUGAGCAGUGGGUGCUUGCGCUUCAUGACGUUGGCUGACAAGGACCAGCACCACUCUUCCCGCACGAGGUUGGACCGGGAGAGACUCAAGUCUUGCAUGCAGGAGCUGGAGAACAUGGGGCAGCAAGCCGCCACUCUGCGGUCGCAGGUGAAGAAGAACACCGUGAAAGACAAGCUGAAGCUGGUGCAAAACUUCCUGCAGAAACUCCGGUUCUUGGCAGACGAGCCCCAGCACACUAUUCCUGACAUCUUCAUCUGGAUGAUGAGCAACAACAAGCGCAUUGCCUACGCCCGCGUCCCUUCCAAGGAUAUCCUCUACUCCAUUGUGGAUGAGGAGAUGGGCAAGGACUGCGCCAAAGUGAAGACCGUCUUCCUCAAGCUCCCUGGGAAGAGGGGCUUUGGACCUGCUGGCUGGACAGUUCAGGCCAAGAUGGAGAUAUACUUGUGGCUGGGCCUCAACAAACAGCGCAAAGACUUCUUGAGUGGCCUGCCGUGUGGCUUUGAGGAGAAGAAGACUGCCAGAGGCCAAAAGCUGCCAUCCUUCCCACCCAUCAGCCUUCUUUACACCAAAAAGCAGGUUUUCCAGUUGCGAGCCCACAUGUACCAAGCAAGGAGUUUAUUUGCAGCCGACAGCAGUGGCCUUUCGGACCCCUUUGCACGAGUCUUCUUCAUCUCCCAGAGCCAAUGCACCGAGGUUCUCAAUGAGACCCUUUGCCCAACCUGGGACCAGCUGCUGGUCUUUGACAAUGUGGAGCUCUAUGGAGAAGCCCAUGAGAUGCGGGAUGACCCUCCCAUAAUUGUCAUUGAGAUCUAUGACCAGGACACAGUGGGCAAAGCCGACUUCAUGGGCCGCACCUUCGCCAAGCCGGUGGUGAAGAUGUCAGAUGAGGAGUACUGCCCCCCGCGCUUCCCCCCGCAGCUGGAGUACUACCAGAUCUACCGUGGCAACUCCACCGCCGGCGACUUGCUGGCUGCCUUCGAGCUGCUCCAGAUUGGCCCUGGGGGCAAGUCAGACCUGCCCCCAAUUGACGGCCCCACAGACAUGGACCGGGGCCCCAUCCUGCCGGUGCCACUGGGGAUUCGGCCGGUGCUGAGUAAAUACAGAGUGGAGAUCUUGUUUUGGGGGCUCAGGGAUCUGAAGAGAGUGAACCUGGCCCAGGUGGACCGGCCCCGUGUGGACAUUGAGUGUGCUGGGAAGGGAGUCCAGUCAUCCCUCAUCCAGAACUAUAAGAAAAACCCCAAUUUCAGCACUUUGGUCAAGUGGUUCGAAGUGGACCUCCCAGAGAACGAGCUGCUUCAUCCACCCCUCAACAUUCGGGUAGUGGACUGCCGGGCUUUCGGGCGUUACACCCUGGUGGGGUCCCACGCCGUCAACUCCCUCCGAAAAUUCAUCUACCGCCCACCAGAUAAGAAGGCUGAGCACUGGAAUAUGACAGCUAAACACUUCAACGGUUAUCUGGCAACGGCCAACAGGGCCCAUCGCUCUCGCCCCACAGGGGAGAUCGUUGUCAACAUGGAACCUGAGGUUCCCAUCAAGAAGAUGGAGACGAUGGUGAAGCUGGAAGCUAAUUCCGACGCAGUGGUGAAGGUGGACGUGACUGAGGAAGAGAAGGAGAAAAAGAAAAAGAAGAAGAAAGGAGGAGAAGAAGAAGAGGAAGUGGAAGAGGAGGAGGUGGACGAGAGCAUGCUGGACUGGUGGUCCAAGUAUUUUGCUUCAAUUGAGACGCUGAAGGAGCAACUCCGGCAGCAGGAAGCAGCCGCAGCAGAAGCAGAGGAGAAGGAAGAACUGGAGAUUGCAGAGGAAAUCAAACUUGAUGACUCUUCCAUGAAAGGGUCCAAGGGUCAGGCGAAGAACAAGGAGAAGUCCAAGGCACCCAAAGAGGAUAAGAAAAAGAAGCAACAGUCAGGCCCCGAGCUUCCUGAGAAGGAGAAGAACAAGAAGCAGAAGGUUGACGAACUGAAGAUCUUCCACAAGGAGCUGGAAGCAGAGUUUGAUAACUUUGAGGACUGGCUGCACACCUUCAACCUGCUCCGUGGGAAGAUUGGGGACAACGAUGACAAUUCAUCAGAAGAGGAGCGAAUAGUGGGGAGGUUCAAAGGCUCCAUGUGCGUCUACAAAAUGCCGCUCCCUGAUGAUAUCACCAAGGAGGCAGGAUACGACCCCAACUUCGGCAUGUUCCAGGGGAUCCCCAGCAACGACCCCAUCAACGUGCUGGUCCGAGUCUAUGUGGUACGGGCCACGGACCUUCACCCAGCUGACAUCAAUGGGAAGGCUGACCCCUAUAUUGCCAUCAAGCUGGGGAAGACGGACAUCAAAGACAAGGAGAACUACAUCUCCAAGCAGUUGAACCCUGUCUUCGGAAAGUCCUUUGACAUCGAGGCCACCUUCCCCAUGGAGUCCAUGCUGACGGUCGCCGUGUACGACUGGGACUUGGUGGGGACUGACGACCUCAUUGGAGAGACCAAGAUCGAUCUGGAGAACCGCUACUACAGCAAGCACCGAGCUACUUGCGGGCUGUCACAGUCUUACUCCAUAUAUGGUUAUAACACCUGGCGUGACCCCAUGAAGCCCUCCCAAAUCCUGUCCAAGCUGUGCAAAGAGGGCAAGGUGGACGGGCCGCACUUUGGGCCAGGAGGAAGAGUGAAAGUUGCCAACAGGGUCUUCACUGGCCCCACGGAGAUUGAAGAUGAAAAUGGCCAGAAGAAGCAGACAGAUGAGCACCUGGCCCUGACUGUGCUGCGUCACUGGGAGGACAUCCCCCGGGCGGGCUGCAAGCUGGUCCCCGAGCACGUGGAGACGCGGCCGCUGCUGAACCCUGACAAGCCGGGCAUCGAGCAGGGUCGCCUGGAGCUGUGGGUGGACAUGUUCCCCAUGGACAUGCCAGCGCCCGGCCCUGCCAUUGAUAUUUCUCCUAGGAAACCAAAGAAAUAUGAGCUUAGAGUGAUAGUGUGGAACACAGACGAGGUCAUCCUGGAGGACGACGACUACUUCACUGGCGAGAAAUCCAGUGACAUUUUUGUCAGGGGGUGGCUGAAGGGGCAGCAGGAGGACAAGCAAGACACGGACGUCCAUUACCACUCGCUUACCGGUGAAGGCAACUUCAACUGGCGCUACAUCUUCCCCUUUGACUACCUGAUGGCGGAGGAGAGGAUCGUCAUCUCCAAGAAGGAGUCCAUGUUCUCCUGGGACGAGACCGAGUACAAGAUCCCGGCUCGCCUCACCCUGCAGGUCUGGGAUGCUGACCACUUCUCGGCCGAUGAUUUCCUCGGGGGCAUCGAGCUGGACCUGAACCGCUUCCCCCGGGGAGCCAAGACGGCGAAGCUGUGCAGCCUGGAGAUGGUGACGAACGAGGCAGAGAUGCCCAUGGUCUCCAUCUUCAAGCAGAAGCGGGUGAAGGGCUGGUGGCCGUUGGUGGCCAGAGAUGAUGAUGAUGAGCUGGAGAUCACCGGGAAAGUCGAGGCUGAACUGCACCUUCUGACGGCAGAGGAGGCAGAGAAAUCCCCCGCUGGGCUGGCUCGCAACGAGCCCGACCCACUGGAGAAACCCAACCGCCCGGACACGUCCUUCAUCUGGUUCCUGAACCCGCUCAAGGCCAUCAAAUACCUCAUCUGCACGCGCUACAAGUGGCUCAUCAUCAAAAUCGUGCUGGCCCUCUUGCUCCUCAUGAUGAUCGCCCUCUUCCUCUACAGCAUGCCAGGCUACAUGGUCAAGAAGCUGCUGGGUGCCUGAAGGGUGGGAGCCUCGCCCGUGCCCCCAGCCCCACGGCGCAACCUUCCCCGGCCCCACGCCUUUCUCCUCCCCGCAGCCUCUCAGCAGCUCCGGGGGACGUCUCCUCCCUGCUGCUGCUGGGUCUCCUCUUUUGCGUUCCUCCUUUGCGGGUCCCAUUUGUGGCUUUAGUCCCAGAGAGCUGGGGCUGGAGGGCGGCGGCGAUCCCGAGGCCGCGCACCCCUCCGCGGGGCUGGCAGAGGUGCCCGGGUGGCUACUGCGGGGCUGGGGGUCUCGUAGACCCUCUGGGGCCGUGGCCAGUGCCCUCCCGGGGAGCUGAGCCCCAGGGGAAGGGGAGGCAGAGCUGGGGCUGCAUCCAAAGGCUCUUUGGAGGGACAGACAGUGACAAGGCUGAAGCAGGGACCUGGGUGGGAGCAGCCGGGGCCACCCCAGCCCCACCAGUGUGGGGACGAGCCCCAGAGCAGCCCCGAUGCCUGUGUGUGUUGUCGUCCCCCCCUCCCCGCCACCUGCCCUGUCCCUGCUCCGCUCAUGGCUCUGGGGGUCUUUGCCCGUCCCACCACGGGGGACACCAGGCAUCGCACCCCCACGGCUGCCGAGACCCCGCUGAGAGCCCUGGGGCUGGGCACGGGGCAGAGCCUGCCCUUCCCUCCCCACAGCUCUGGCAGAGGCAGGGAGGGCUCCAGCAGCUCCAACAUCUGCCCGAGGUCACCGACCAGGAGAGGCUGGACAGAGGCUGGACAGCCCCGGGGCGCACAGGGAGACAGGGGCUCUGCCACAGCCUGAGCUCCCCGGGGCCUUCUCCGUUCUCUGCUGAUUUGUUUUGGAUUUCUGUGUAUUGCGGCUGGAGUCUUUCUUCAGCAUAUCUCAGGGAAGGGCUCCUUUCUCAGCUCUCUGAAAUAUUCCGCUGCUGAAAAGCCGCCUUUCUCAGCUUGAAGUGUGCAAGACCCUCACUGAAUAAUCGACAUCUCGGGGAUGUUUUUAGGAUACUUACCUUUUAAUCAGUCAAUAAAAAUCAGCUUUCACUUC